AACAAUCAGCCUCCAGAGAGAGUUUGAGAUUAUUGGUGAAUUUAGACGUUGAUAUUAUUAUGUCAUAGGUCAGUCGAUUAGUUUUAUAUCAAAAUGUCUUCAUCAUCGGAGUCGGACUCGAUAGAUGUCCCCGAAGAAAACGAGGAGGGGGAAAUUUAUCAAUUGAUUUAUAACAUGAACACCCAGGAAGAAAAGGAGCUUGAGAGCUCAUCCAGCUCUGGGAACACACCUGUGCAUGUGAAAAUUGAUCCUGAAAGGAUGCCGCGGGCAGUUGUUGCUAAUAAAAAAGGACUAGACAUGAAUGUGUUGGACAAUAUCCAAGAAAUCCCAGCAGUGAAGGCGAAUGCUGAGGAAAAGCCGUGGAGGAAAGCUGGUGCUGACAUCUCGGAUUACUUUAACUAUGGUUUUGAUGAAGAAAGCUGGAAUACCUACUGCAUUAAACAGGCCAUAGUCCGUUCAACUAAAAGAAAGCUGUCCACUAAACUCACAGGCCAGAAGGGGUGCUCUAGACAUGAGGGAAAAAAGAAGUGUCCUGCUACUUCCUCAGGCAGCCCAUCCGUACUAGCUUCCAGCAGACAGCUGAAUGCUGCCACUGAGGAGAGAGGAGGACAACCUGGAUGCAGCGGCAGAGUGGAAGCGCGACGAUGUCUCAGAGAUGAAGGGAACAAUUCUCAGGUGGCUACUGAGAUGGCCCACGAGGAGGAUAAACUUACUUCUGAUCAUCUGUCCUCUCCAGCCAACUUCAGUUACCCCUUUGCAUAUACCCCUCCACCACCUUUCCUUUAUCGAUCAGGACCCCCUCCUCCCUACUCUUUUGCUACUUUGGACAGUCUGGAUUCUAAAAGCUUUGAUGGCCCCUCAACUUCACGGCGCCCACGUUCGUCAGAUGUACCGUGCUUAAUCCCAAGGUAUAUGGCCUCCAAAGCUGGAGUGAUUAAUACUGCCAAGUCCUGGGAAUGCUUCAUAUGGGAGGAAAAGUGUGAAACAAACAGAGAGAAAUCCAGAGAGCAGGUCCGUUAUAAAGACAGUCAUAGAGGCAGAGCCAGGGAGAGCUGUUUCUCUUCACACAGUGAGGAGGAGCGAAUGAGGCACAGGGACACUGUGGAGCGAGGGCACAAACGCACUUCUGAUAGAUUCAGUGGAGAAAAAGAAGAACGGAACAGCAGGAAGAGGCACAGAGACAACGAGGAAGGGUGGCAGAAACCAUCAAGCAGCAGCAAGAGUAUGGGGGACGGUGGUGAGGACAAAGCCGGUCAGAGUAGACGCAAAAACAAAAAGAAAAGAAACAGGAAGGAUAAGGAGACAGACAAGAUGUUCUCUGCUGACCAGGAGAGGAAAUUAAAAUCAGACUGACUUUCUCUCUCACAACCUAUUUAAUGACAUGUACUGCCCUGCGGCCCCUUAAUGCAUGUUUCAUCAGAAAAUGUGAGUUUUAUUAGAAUUUCUUGAGACAAGCUUUAGAUGAUUUUAUGUAUACAGAAUGUUGAUGUUGCAUCAGAUUUUAGAGUUUAAGUAUGACUUUUUAGUAAGAGUUUCAUCACGCCACUCGCUUUUUCAAAUGACUUUAU
Molecule: messenger RNA, 1568 nt
Organism: Centropristis striata (black sea bass)
Lineage: Eukaryota; Metazoa; Chordata; Actinopteri; Perciformes; Serranidae
Gene: fip1l1a
Product: FIP1 like 1a (S. cerevisiae)
Exons: 13
Coding region: 94-1353 (419 amino acids)
Biological process (GO): mRNA processing
Source: RefSeq, a predicted model, not a curated record